GAGAAUAUCUUUUCUGCCGUAAUUAUCCUAGGAAGGAAUAUGACUUUUCAUUUCCUAGACUGUUAAAGCUAAACUUGGAGAGCAGAGAUCAUGGAUUCUGUGAUCUCCUUCCGAUAUUAGUACUAAUUACUAUCUCUGAAAAGCACUUCUCAUCUUUGUGUGAUUUGAAGAAACUUCAAAGCUUUGCAUUCUCGGACCUCUGAGUUGCAGUUUGGAUUUCUUGGAAUAUGGGGAAGACAAUUCAGCUCUCUGGGUUCCCUGCUAAUGUUACUGCAGAGGCAGUUAAGAAAUUUCUGGAGGUUUACACUGGAAUUGGAACUGUUUAUGCUCUGAAAAUCAGGAUCCAGAAUCCAAGAUCAGAUGGGCGGACUUUCGCUUUUGCUAUUGUGCAAUUUACAUCUGCUGAAAGUGCUGAAAUGAUAACCUCCUUGGUUAAUCAGCGCCUGUAUUAUGGAACUACUUAUUUGAAGGUUUGGGAAGUGAAAAGUGAUAUAGUACCAAAGCCAAGGCCCUCAAUUCUCACUUUGGAGCAUACGAUAUUGCAUUUUGGUUGUCAGGUUUCAGGUGAUCAAUUCUCUGUUCUCUGGUCAGGGCAGAAUGUUAUGGUGAACUUUGGUUUUGAGCUGCGGAAGAUAUACUUCUUCUUGUCUCAUGGUGGAGUAGAAUAUAAGCUUGAACUCGCUUAUGAGGAUAUCUGGCAAAUCCAGCUUCGGUGUCCAAGUAGUCAAAAUAGAUGCAAGUUUCUUCUAAUUCAGGUGCUUGGAGUUCCUCUUAUCUAUGAGAAAGCUGUACACUCUUCAGUGCUUUCAUAUGAAGACCCUCUUUUAAACUAUUUUAUGGACGCUUCAAAUGAUCAGUGGGAUAGAGCAACAGAUUUCACUCCCUCAUGUUGUAUUGGGCAAUCUUCUGCCAUGUGCUUGGAACUUUCAUACAGCUGUGCACUUCUGGAUUUCAAAGAAUAUUUUGUCUACUAUAAAGAAGAUGAAGAUCAGUUCAUUUUGAAGAGUGGAUCAGCUUUCUCCCAUAAUUUGGAUCUAGUCCCCAUUGUUGGCCCUCCUGAUGUUCCAGAAUUGCAGGGAUUUCCAUAUGACAUUCUCUUUAAAGUGUGUUCAUUAGUUCAGAAUGGGUGCCUUGCGGGGCCAACACUUGAUGCCAAUUUUUUCAAGUUGGUUCAUCCUGCACACAAUCCAGUUAAGUACAUAGAGCAUGCCCUGGAGAAGCUGUAUCAUUUAAAAGACUGCUGCUAUGAACCUGUCAAGUGGCUCCAUGAGCAAUAUGGAAGAUACUGUAAAUCCAAACGUCUGCCUAAUUCUCCUUCUAUUUCCUUGGAUUCUGGCUUGGUAUAUGUUCGUAGGGUUCAAAUAACUCCUAGUAAAGUGUAUUUUUGUGGUCCGGAGGUUAAUGUUUCUAAUCGUGUGCUACGCAAAUACCCUAACUACAUUGAUAACUUUAUUCGUGUAUCUUUUGUUGAUGAGGAUUUGGAUAAAAUGCAUUCAACAGAUUUAUCUCCACGUACGUCUUCGGGCAGUGAAGAAAGACGUACUGGAAUUUAUAAAAGAAUACUUUCUACUUUAAGAAAUGGCAUAGUUAUUGGAGAAAAGAGAUUUGAUUUUCUUGCCUUUUCAUCGAGUCAGUUGCGUGAUAAUUCCGCAUGGAUGUUUGCAAAAACAGAUGAUGGGCUCACAGCAGCAAUGAUAAGGGAUUGGAUGGGUGAUUUUCGUGGGAUAAGAAAUGUGGCAAAGUAUGCUGCUAGAUUGGGUCAAUCUUUCAGUUCUUCCAAAGAAACUCUUAAUGUUGAUGAGGAUGAAGUUGAGAGUAUCCAUGACAUAGAGCUGGAAAGAGGGCAGAUGAAAUAUGUUUUCUCGGAUGGGAUUGGCAAAAUUUCUGAUGAUUUUGCUAGGAGAGUUGCAACAAAAUGUGGCAUAAAAAGUUCUUUUCCUUCUGCCUUUCAAAUAAGAUAUGGUGGCUACAAGGGUGUUGUGGCUGUAGAUCCUACAUCAACAAUGAAAUUAUCCUUGAGGAAGAGCAUGUGUAAGUAUGAGUCACAAAACACAAGCCUAGAUGUUCUGGCAUGGAGCAAGUAUCAACCUUGCUUCCUCAAUCGUCAGCUAAUCACUCUUUUGUCGACACUUGGUGUGAAAGAUCGUGUUUUUCAAGAGAGGCAAAAGCAGGCUGUAGAUGAACUGGAUGCUAUUCUAACUGAUUCAUUGAGGGCACAGGAAGCACUUGAGCUGAUGUCUCCAGGUGAAAACAGUAAUGUUCUCAGGGAAAUGUUGAUGUGUGGUUAUGAGCCUCAUGCUGAACCGUUCCUUUCGGUGAUGCUGCAAACAUUUCGGGCAGCAAAGCUGCACGAACUGCGGACAAAGACAAGGAUUUUUGUUCCAAAUGGAAGAUCAUUAAUGGGAUGUCUAGAUGAAACUGGAACUUUGGAAUAUGGGCAAGUAUUUGUUCAAGUUUCUAGUGUUGGACGCAUGUUUGGUGGAAGUGAAUCAGACCAGAAAAAAAGAAUUAUUGAGGGAAAUGUAGUUGUUGCUAAAAACCCAUGCUUGCAUCCUGGUGAUGUGCGUGUUUUGCAAGCCAUUGAUGUCCCAGCAUUGAACCAUAUGGUGGAUUGCGUUGUUUUCCCACAAAAAGGAGAAAGACCACACCCGAAUGAAUGUUCAGGAAGUGAUUUAGAUGGAGAUAUAUACUUCGUAAGUUGGGACCCUGCACUUAUUCCACCUCGUCAAAUCCAACCCAUGGAGUAUGUCCCAGCAAAAACUAUUUCAAUGGACCACGAUGUUACAAUUGAGCAAGUUGAGGAGUACUUCACAAACUACAUAGUGAAUGAAAGCCUUGGAAUCAUUGCAAAUGCUCACACAGUAUUUGCUGACAAGGAAGUAGAUGGGGCAGAAAGCGAUAAAUGUAUAAAGCUGGCAAGGCUUUUCUCAAUUGCUGUUGAUUUCCCAAAGACUGGUGUACCAGCUGAAAUUCCAGAUCAUCUACAUGUCAGGGAAUAUCCAGAUUUCAUGGGAAAGCCUGACAAGCCAACUUAUGAAUCUCAGAGAGUGAUUGGAAUACUGUACAGAGAUAUAAAAGACAAAUCAUCACACACAUCCUUCACAAAAUUUACUCUGGAGGUGGCAAUUAGAUCUUAUGACCCUGACAUGGAGUUUGGUGGCUUUGGGGAUUACAUUGAUGAUGCUUAUUAUUACAAGGGCGAGUAUGAUUCAAAGUUGGGAAACUUGAUGGAUUAUUAUGGGAUCAAAACAGAGGCAGAGAUCCUCAGUGGGAGUAUCAUGAAGUUGGCAAAAUCAUUCACAAAGAAACGGGAUGCAGAGGCAAUCGGAUUGGCAGUUAGGUCUUUAAAGAAGGAGGCAAGGAAAUGGUUUGAUGAUGGACUUGGGUCAGGCUCACCACCGGAGAAGGCAUAUGCUAAGGCAUCAGCUUGGUAUCAUGUAACUUAUCAUCCUGAUUACUGGGGAUUUUACAACGAGGGAAUGAAACGGGAUCAUUACCUGAGUUUUCCAUGGUGUGUCUAUGAUAAGUUGAUCAAGAUCAAGAAGGACAAAAGCAGUAUCACAAGGUCACUACAGGGUUUGAGGCUUGGUUGAAAACCAUGGUACCCUUCAUUAAAUUUUUAAUGUUGCUUAUUAUUCUGUAUGGUUGGAUUGGUAGAAACCAUUUAAGAGUGUAAAUAGGUAGAGGGCUUGAGUGAACUAUGCUGAAUGUGAUGUAAAUAGGAAGAAUAUUGUCUUUUAGUUGCUGAUAAUGCUAUAAAUAUAUGAAUCCAUAGUUUGCACCA
This is a messenger RNA of Macadamia integrifolia, 3784 nucleotides long. RefSeq names its product probable RNA-dependent RNA polymerase 1. Gene Ontology annotation, molecular function: RNA-directed RNA polymerase activity; RNA binding. The record is from RefSeq and is a predicted model, not a curated record. The transcript is spliced from 5 exons. Gene Ontology annotation, biological process: siRNA processing. NCBI's taxonomy places the organism in Eukaryota, Viridiplantae, Streptophyta, Magnoliopsida, Proteales, Proteaceae. Gene Ontology annotation, cellular component: nuclear RNA-directed RNA polymerase complex. Bases 228 to 3593 code for a protein of 1121 amino acids.